AGCAUGAACUAGCCAAUCAACCUGCUUCGACCCCGCCCCUUUCGGUUCGGCUCGUCCCUUUCUCAUUGCCAGGAUCGAGGUUUCCGGUCCAGUAUGCCACGUCCGAAGAAGCCAGGGGCGCCGGAGCCGAAACGUCGAAGCCGAAAUGGUUGUUGGCCGUGCAAAGCUCGGAAAGUGAAAUGUGGUGAAGAGCACCCGACGUGUAUCAAUUGCCAACGAACUGGGGAGCCUUGCGAUUAUAGUGUACGACUAAAUUGGGAGGGCCGUCGAACGAAGAGAUCUCUUUCUUUGGGAACACUACUAGGGACCGCCCAGCCAUUCAAAGAUUCCUCCCACACAGAACAGCCAUCGUUCAAUCAUACGUUUACCAUUAACAACCCGACCCAGGGUUUAGAUCCGAAGCCUAUAGCGAAACGCGUCCAGACUGCUCCGGUCAGCGUUGAGACAGGGAAGAGAAAGCUUGAACAGCUAGAGUCUUAUAAUGACUGCUUGAGUCGAUCUCAGGGUGCCUCUUCCCGAUCGAUCCAGCAACAGCAUGGCGGUCAUUUUGCUCCGCCACUUAGCACCCCAAACCACAAUGCUCGAAGCCAUUCCUCGACGUCAAGCCUACGUCGAAUCGUUCCCGCAACUCCAAACACUUCACAGAGAUUAUACAAGAGGUCCAAGUCCCUUGCUGAAUCAGUCCUCCCGCGUCUCUUCUCCGCUCGGGCACCGUUUCAACACCGAUCGGUUCUCCCUUGACGCCCGUCUCGUUAGGAAUCAAAUCUGACGAUGAGAUGAGGUCGCCCAGGUUAAGCCUGCCUUCGCCAGCGUCCCCAGAAAAUAGUCGACUAUCUGUAGACUAUCUGCUCUCGAGCUCUCCCCGCCAUGUGUAUGGUGUGAACAAGGGACUGGUUCCGUCUUUUGGUCCACUUUUAUUCAACUCUGGAUUCAAGCAGGGGGUAUCUGAGGAGGCUACAUUUUACGGCUUUGAUCUUGGCAUACCAGAUGCUGACUAUGCCCAGAAUCAUGAUAUAGGGGCCAUAUCUCAGACCGUGGCUUCUAUUAAACAUUCUGGG
Molecule: messenger RNA, 1058 nt
Organism: Colletotrichum phormii
Lineage: Eukaryota; Fungi; Ascomycota; Sordariomycetes; Glomerellales; Glomerellaceae
Exons: 4
Coding region: 94-741 (215 amino acids)
Biological process (GO): positive regulation of transcription by RNA polymerase II
Cellular component (GO): nucleus
Molecular function (GO): DNA-binding transcription factor activity, RNA polymerase II-specific; zinc ion binding; transcription cis-regulatory region binding
Source: RefSeq, a predicted model, not a curated record